UUCGCAAACUAACUUUCACUCUGUUGAAACAUCUGUACUUGAGAAACUGUGGAAUGGUAUUUAAACAGUUGUAUCCCAUGUAGUCCGCUUCUUACUCACAGCAAUUACGAUUAAACGUUUCAAAACAGAAACAUUUGUAUUUUACCGUGGUCAAUCAUCAUUGAUGUAGCUAAACAGGGCUUUGAGUCGAUCGUCGAUUGAAUCGCUCACACAGUACAGCGAGUUGUGACAGUGCUGAACUAGAGAACUGUCAUCUGAAAAGGAGUGUGCUGCUGAGUGCUCGCUCUUUUCGAAUAGUAUCAACAAGACAGAGAUACCCGGAAGGCACGAAAGUUAAUUCAGGGGACUAGAAUGAAUCGUUUCAAGACCUCCAAAUUCAAAAACACCACCCCGAAGAUCGCCAAGAAAGAUGGCUGGAUCAGUAAUGUCCGGGCAGGAUCCUUCACCUCUCAGGGGAACCACAUCAAAUCCAGCACCAGGCUUGUGGCCUUCAACACUGACCAGGCCGGUGGAGGAAUGCUCGGCCUCACCUCUGUGGAACCAGGGUCUGAUGGCAAGUGGACAGUGACUGUGAUCCCAUGUCAUGCUGAUCUGGUAACUGAUUUGGACUUCUCUCCGUUUGAUGAUAAUCUCCUGGCUACCUGUUCUGCAGAUGAAACGGUGAAGCUGUGGCGUGUGUGUGAACCAGAACAAGAGCAGCCCGGGGGGGCGGAGGUGACCCUGUGUCCCGGAGAGGGUCGUCUGGAGCUGGUCGCCUUCCACCCCACCUCCUCUGGCCUGCUGGCUGUGGGCUCCACCAAGACAGCCCAGCUCUGGGACACCAGCCGCCAACAAUCACCGCUAGCAGCUCUGGAGCCGCACGGUGAUCAGCUGCAGAGUCUUAGCUGGAAACAGGACGGCUCCCUGCUGGCUUCCUCCUGCAAGGACAAAAAGCUGCGAGUCUUUGACCCAAGAGCCCAGCUGACACCUGUUCAGAGUGCCCAGGGACUUCAGAGUAACAAGGACUCUCGAAUCCUUUGGGUCAAGGACUCUGACCACAUACUGACCACUGGCUUCGAUCAGAUGCGGGGUCGGGAGGUGAGACUGUGGGACAGCAGGAAGUUGGGAUCCUCUCUGGGCUCUGCCAACCUGGGCACCUCCAAUGGGACCCUGAUGCCUUUGUUUGACCCUGACUCAGGCCUCCUCACAGUAUCUGGGAUGGGAGAUAGUGUCAUUGACUGCUUCGAGGUGUCUGCCACUGAACCAUUCCUUUCCCAAGUGAGCCACUGUCUGACGGACGCCCCAACGCGAGGCGUUGCCAUGGUACCCAAGUUGGCAUUGGAUGUCAUGUCCUGUGAGGUCAUGCGGGUCCUGCAGCUGACGGACAGCUUCAUCGUGCCAAUCAACUACCACGUGCCCCGCAAGUCAGGACAGGAGUUCCAUGCAGACCUGUACCCAGACACCUUGGGCCGGACGGCAGCCAUGUCAGCUGCAGAGUGGUGGAAAGGUGGCGAGAAACAGGUUGAGAAGGUCAGUGUCAACCCAUCCAAUCGUCAGAAGCCUAACAACGCUAAGCCAGCCAAUCAGACGCCUGCUAAGAAAGAGCUGCCCAGUGGGAGGAGCAAAGAGGAGGCUCCAGUGCGAGGCUGCUCCACCUCCAGCAGUCCCCUGAUCCCCAGCAGCAGUGCUGCCCCGUCCCGCUCCCCCUCCUCCACCUCUGGCCUCUCCUCAGGCUUCCUCCCCAGCCCCAGCCAGAGUGGCAAAGCCAUCAGCAGCAUGUUGGGUCCCAGCAGUAAGUUUCGUCACCUGCAGGGUGCGGUGCUUCACAGAGACACCCACUUCACCAACCUGAAGGGGCUCAACCUCACCACGCCCGGGGAGUGUGAUGGCUUCUGUGCCAACCGACAUCGCGUGGCCGUGCCCCUCGCCACCGCCGGGGGUCAGAUCGCCAUCUUUGAGUUGUCUCAGGCUGGGAAGCUAGCGGACACGGGCCUGCCCACCAUCCAGAACUCUGUCAACGUGGCUGACUUCUCCUGGGACCCCUUCAACAGUCACAGGCUGGUGGUGGCGGGCGAGGAUGCUAAGAUCCGUGUGUGGCAGGUGCCUGAGGGGGGUCUGACAGAGACCCUGACUGAGCCAGAGACCAUCCUGCAGGGCCACACUGAGAAGAUCUACUCAGUCAAGUUCCACCCCCAGGCGUCGGGCCUGCUGGCAUCCUCCUCCUACGACCAGACGGUGCGCCUGUGGAACCUGGAGUCUGGGGACGAGGUCAAAGUGCUCCGGGGACACCAGGAUCAGAUAUUUGGGAUGGCGUGGAGUCCGGAUGGUAAACUCCUGGCCACGGUGUGUAAGGAUGGGAAACUGCGCAUCUACGACCCUCGCAAGUCUGCUGACCCAGUACAGGAGGGUGCAGGUCCUGAGGGCCACAGAGGGGCUCGUGUGGUGUGGGUGUGUGACGGCAAAUACCUGAUGGUGUCAGGAUUCGACAGUCGCAGUGAGAGAACCCUGUACCUGCACUCCGUUGAGUCCCUGUCCUCCGGGGCCAUCGCCAGCGCCCCCACCGACGUCUCACCCUCCACCCUCAUUCCCUUCUACGACCCCGACACCAGCGUCGUCAUCCUCACCGGAAAGGGUGACACGCGAGUGUACAUCUUUGAGAUAGUCCCAGAAGCUCCCUAUUUCCUGGAAUGUGCCAGCUUCAACUCCUCAGAGCCCCACAAGGGCUUGGCCUUCCUGCCGAAGACUGAGUGUGUGGUGCAAGAGGUCGAGGUGGCCAGGGGUCUGAGACUCAGUAAGACCUCCAUAGAGCCAGUGGCCUUCAGAGUCCCCCGCGUCAGAAAAGAGUUCUUUCAGGAUGAUGUGUACCCAGACACAGCAGUGUGGUGGGAGUCCUCUCUGACAGCCUCAGCCUGGCUGGCUGGUUCUGAUGGGAAGCAUCAGUCCAUCAGCCUCAAGCCCAAAGACAUGACCCCAGUGAGUGAGGCGCCCAAGGAGGUCCAAGUGAGAAAGUACCUUCCAUCCUCUCACUACCUGGAGGAGAAGACUGACGAGCAGAAGAAAGAUGAGCUGUUGAGUGCCAUGAUAGGCAAGCUGGGGAACAUGGACGACAACCCUCUACCACAGGAGUCCUUCCAGGGAGUAGAAGACGAUGAGUGGGGUGACUAGUGUGUGUUGCCUUGCGGACCAAUCAGGGUCCAGCAGUAGCCAAGGGCCUGUUGGACUGAAACGUGUCAUUCCUGUGUGCCACUGAUGUGUCCUAUGUCAAAAGAACAUCUCUCAAACGCAUAACAUUAACCUGUCAUUAGGGUUGUAAAAUUCUGUCAACAAAAUGUCUAGGUUUUCCAGAAAUACCAAUUGGAGAAUUCUUGGAUUUCCUGCUUGUUUUCCUGGGAAUUUUAGGGAAAGUUACCAGACUUUUGCAGCCCUACCUCCCAUAUCCUCGUAUCAUCCUCUAAUACUCUGAGUAAGUAGAUGUUGCCUCUAACCAUUGACUGAAUCAGGAUCAGAUAUGUUUUCCUCCCCAUAAUGUUUAAAGGUAGGACUGGGGUUUGGGAAUCUGAUCCUAGGUCUGUUGUUAAAGGCAACCUCACCCCAAUUUGACCUUUGACUUGCAGCUGCCUUGUACUGUAAAUAGCUAACAUUCCUACCAGGCUAGAUAGUUAAAUGACUCCCAACACUCCCUUACAACCCAGCCCUUACCGCCACAAUGGAUGGACACCUGUGUGUCUGUCACCACUCCUAACCUUACACCUGUGUGUCUGUCACCACUCCUAACCUUACACCUGUGUGUCUGUCACCACUCCUAACCUUACACCUGUGUGUCUGUCACAACUCCUAACCUUACACCUGUGUCAUAAUAAUAAUGACUAGACCACUGCUUGCUUUUUUAUGGGCCAAUAUGAACCAUAGUCCAUAAUCUUCUAAACACAGUAACUAUGAAAAGCUCAAACGCAUGCACCUGAAUACAGUAUCUAUGGUCUUCCAGAUUUACCACCUCCUUGCAUCACUAUACAUUAACACACACACACACACACACAAAGACUCACACUCCACCUGGAUAUCCCAUCUGCACCUCCAGCUCCUGUAGUCCGUGGAUGUUGGAUGGUCUGUGGUAUCCCCAUACGAUCUCAACAACACACAGCAAAAACACACAGACAGGGUACAACAGGGUAAACAGCCUUCAGGUUAAAGCAUGGCUGGCUUCUAUUGAUAGGAAUAGAAUAGUGUUUUGUUGUUUAGGUAGCUUCAUUCUCUGGCCAGUGAUAAAGACCUACUAACAGUCCUGUACCACUCCAGGGUCGUGUUCAUUAAUCACCAAACGGACGAAAACAACCUCAAACAGGGAGGGAUUACCUGGAUUUUUGUUUUCCGUUGCAAAGCAUUUCAAAACGUUUUCCGUUGCGUGCCGUAAUGAACGUGACCCAGGUGCAUAUCUUAGUUCAGCCAGCAGAUCUUGGGAGAUAGUUUAUAGCAUCGGGGCUGCGCUCUGUUUUGGGGGACUCUUAAAAUGUGUGUGACGUUCUUACAUGUGGGUGUCAUGUAUUGAAAAGCCAAAACACCCCCUGUGGGAGUUGUACAGGAGUGUGUCUGUGGAUCUCUGAGGUUGUAAUGUGGUGGGAAGUAGUAUGUAUCUGUACCUUUCUUUCUACAUUGAUAGACUGUAUAACUGGAAUUCCUGUACCUCAUAUGUUAACACUUCGUCUUAAGACUGUUAUUGAAGUAUUCCUCACUAAAGGAGUUCAUUCUUUUAUUAUACUGUAGUAAACAAUCAUUUUGUUACUUUUUCUUAAUAACUUACAGUAUUAUUACUAUAUGAUGCAAUCACAGCAGCCAUGAUCAAGACUAGUACAGCACAAGGCAAUACUUUUAAUAGUCUAAUCCAAGUCUGAUCGAACCAAUCAUGUUGUUUACAAUGACAGAAAGACUGGAACCAACCAAGCAUUCUUGAAUAGUAGUCAGACUCACUGAGUUUACACAGGCAGUACAAUUCUGUCAUGUUUUUUAAUUGGUCUUUAAACCAAUCAGAUAAGAGCUUUUUGCCAGUACCUGGGCAAAAUAUCAGAAUUGGGCUGCCUGUGUAAACGCAGCCAUUGUGGAGUACUUGAAAAGGGAACAGACACCAAUGCAUUGACUGUAGGGCCUAGAUAUUGUUGGUGUCAGUGAUUGUGUGUUUGUCAUGUGUUUUGUGCCUGCAAUCUCUCAGAUGUCUUACAUUGUUCUUUGGGAAAUUAACAAAAAGAAAAAUCUCUUUUAUACUUUGAAUAAAGCAUUAUUUCUCUGUCCGUCUUAUGAAUAAUGGUUUUGUGGGAAUGUUCAUGUUGCCUUGCAAUAAACAACUGUUUGAACCUUGUA
Oncorhynchus tshawytscha (Chinook salmon) is the source of this 5331-nucleotide messenger RNA. RefSeq names its product coronin 7 (gene coro7). Lineage: Eukaryota; Metazoa; Chordata; Actinopteri; Salmoniformes; Salmonidae. Gene Ontology annotation, molecular function: protein binding. The record is from RefSeq and is a predicted model, not a curated record.